Molecule: messenger RNA, 1503 nt
Organism: Pisolithus orientalis
Lineage: Eukaryota; Fungi; Basidiomycota; Agaricomycetes; Boletales; Pisolithaceae
Product: WLM domain-containing protein
Exons: 9
Coding region: 61-1263 (400 amino acids)
Source: RefSeq, a predicted model, not a curated record
UUAGCUGUACUUCACUAUCACUAGCCGGCAUACUAGUCACUAUUGCAAGGCAUUGAAGAUAUGGUACACAUACGGAUCAACGAAAAGACAGCAAAUCCUAAUCCCUACGUCAACUUCGUUUCCGUACUACCGGUGGGCGAUGCGACGACGGAGGAUCAGGCUCGUCAGAUCUUGCAAGCACUCGCGGCGCAGGUGAAGCCCAUAAUGAAGGAACAUGGAUUUACAGUGAACAGUCUCGAAGAGUACGAAUUCAACCACGUCUUUAGCGGGAGAAACUGGAAUAACGGUGAAACCAUCGAACUUGUUCUUCGAGGGGCGAAUGGUUCAUUCCUACCGGUCCACUGGUUAAUGAGUACCCUAUGCCACGAGCUUGCUCACAUCAAGCAUAUGAAUCAUGGUCCUGCAUUCCAGAAUCUUUGGCGGUGGCUGCGUCAGGAGGUCCGGGACCUCCAGAAUCGGGGAUAUUUCGGGGACGGAUAUUGGUCGGCUGGAAGAAGAUUGGCGGACUCUGCUGAAGUUGCCGGGCAAGGUAUUCAAGCGGGAAAUCUACCGGAGUAUAUGUGCGGUGGUGCCCACUCCAGAGUCCGUCCAGUGCGAGGUUACCGAUCGGUCGCGGUCGCUGGUCCUUCUCUCCACACAGGUGCACAAACAACCAGGAAACGCAAGACGGGAUCUCGAGUCACAAGUUCGAGUGCGUUCCCGUCUACCGGGAAAGUACUGAACGAUGACCUUGCCCACGAGAUGAAGGCCGUCGGAACUGGUUUCCGAAAGCAAGCCGCAAGUAAACGUGCGCGAGAGGAACGAGCUUUGGCUGCCGAAAAGCGAGUGCGUUCUCUUCGAGCACCUGCUGCCUCAAUAUUGCCGCCCACAGUGAAGAGAGCUUCUGAGUUUGAGGAAGAGGAGAUUCCCGCUGAGACAGACGAGGACCGGCGUCGGACCCUGUUGGAAUCGGCAGACCAGCAAGAGCUGGACUCGUUGAAAGCGACCAACUAUGAUUUUUCAGAUGGUUUCCUGCUGCCGCGUGAUACGUCAGAAGAUCGGCGCGCUUGCCAAACUCACACCAUUGGCCCCAGCACUGCGAGCGACGACCGGACGCAUUCGUCUUUCGAACAUGGCAAUAGGAAGAAACGGUCGUUAAAUGACGUUCCUUCACCCUUGUCUCAUAAGAAGCAGAGAACACUGAACGCUGAGAGCCCAAAUUUUCCUCCCACUACAAAGAGGCCAGAGGACGAUCCUUGGAAUUGUCUGGUGUGCACGCUGUAAGUUACGCUGCGAAAUCAUGUGUGUUGUACGAUGAACCGACAGUUGCUUGCAUUUGGAAAGAACAAAUGAGCCGGGUCACUUGGCCUGUUCAACCUGCGCAACACCCCGGGGUGACUCUGAAUGGAUUAGGGGAAAGCAAUAAAUGAUGGAAGUAUAUACGUGUUUAGCCUGUGGAUACUUUGGAUCAUGACGACGGGAAUGAGUAGUUCCAUGAGAUGCAGGUCACGUGUCAACCACUGC